UUGGCGGCAGAUUCAGUUCCGUGUAUGUAAAGCUAAGCACAAGCAGACCAAUGGGAUAUUCGGCACUACGUAUCUCUUAAGACGAAGAUGAAUGCUGGUCAGUUGCUGAGUCGCUUUGACGGGCAAUGGAAGCUUUUGGCCCGGUCGUUGUUUUUCGGGGUUUCCGGUGCACACAGAACACUUGAGGUCUUCAAGCGACAGCAGCGGGCGACACCUGACAGAUCAUUGUCCGACUUAAUUGAAACGCUUUGUCGAGACGAGAUCACCUAUCCAGGGGGGAAUGGGCAACCCCUCACCGUUAAACCUCUGGUGUUGCUCUUUCCACCGCUGUUCAAGCAAAACUUGCUGGCGUUCAUCUUCCUGAUCCACUCACGCUUCCCCAAAGCCGCCAUUCUCCAUCUACUCCGGUGUCUUGAUCUGGACCCCUGUCCAAGCUUGUGGGUCGCCGUAUGGACGAAGCAACUGAAAAGAAUCAUACUGGGCUGUCCCCUCGAGGAACCCCUUUACAGCCCAGCGUGCGCUGAGCGACUAACAGCACUGUCACGGCGAGUGGGUGGUGAGACUGGAUGGUGGGAUGAGUGCAGUGGUUUGCAAGCGGAGGAAGCACGGACUGCGGCUGUUUUGUCUGAGACAGGAAGUCAGAAGAAAAGAAAGGCCCCUUUCGAUAUUCUGAAUGAUGAGAAUGAAGAAAUGCAGCAGGAGAAGAAACGAAUGAAGACAGAUGAACCCAUCGAUGGGCAAGUGCAUGAUCAGGAUAGUCUGCCUGAACAUAUGAAGAUGGCAGAAGAAUUGGAAACGGAUGCGCCAGAACAGGUCAACACACAUGAACCUCUGCCUGAACAUAUGAAGGCAUCUGUUCUUCAAAUCAAGGAAUUAUUCAAAAGUCCAACCGAGUGGGACAACUGCUCACUUGAUGUGUUGAAAGUGCUGAAUGACUGUGAUGCCACUCAGGCGGAAGUGCUGUGCGGCCAGUUGAACUUGUCCGACUUAGCGGACCACACUCUGAUACAAAUCUGCGGCAGAAUAUCGGUUCUGUUGCCCGACCUCAGUUUCAGUACGGCAGCGACGCUCAUCAAGAACCUACUGCUGCAGAGGGUGCUGUCUCUCACUGAGCCCCCGUCCAGAUGCCUGAUGAGUGCUGUGACGUCACUCUGCACCAGCUACCCCAGAUCAAUGUGCCACGCUCUGAUUGGUCCCCUUAUAGAGCAAGACAAUAUGGGAAAUGCACAAGCUGAGCUCCUGAACAAACUCAUAGAAGGCUGCCUGGAUUCCCACUACAGGCUGCUUGUGCUUCAGAUGACACUGAAAAUAUCAUGGAGUGAGCUGUUGCUUUCUGUUAUACACAGCUUGCUGGACUCCAAGCCUGACUUGAAUGAAGAAUUGUUCACACUGUUGAUUGAACAGCUGGUUAACCAGACCCCUCUGUUCACAAAAUCUGUCCGCUUCGCAAAAAUGAUGCUGACGACCCUCACAAAAUAUGGCAACCUUGUGAAUGCUUCACACAAGCAUUCCCUGUCUGAUUGCCUGAUGCUAAAUGAGACAUUCUUAAAAAAGGCUCUUCAAGCAGUGUUGAAAAGAAUCCCAGAUGCAUAAAAAACCAUUUAUAUUUAUGUUGCCAUAUACAAACCUAUUGUCAUUGCAUCCACUGUAUUUUUUCCCCACACGUGAUGGACAGUGUAUUCAUCUUUUUUGGGGGCCUGUACCUGCAAAAGAUCCAUUUCACCAAAGCACUUUUUUCCUGACUGUUGCAGAAUUUCCUGUUUUGACAGCCAUACUUUUUUAGUUGUUAUAUUUACUUGUAUUUUAUUUUAUUAAACGAAUUUUACAUUUUGUACGGAAAGGAAAACACAUAAAAACAUAGUGUCAUUAUUAAUAUGUGAAUUUUAAACAAAAAUAAACGAUUCAGUGGUUCCGAAAAUGAA
This is a messenger RNA of Syngnathus typhle (broad-nosed pipefish), 1922 nucleotides long. RefSeq names its product FA complementation group E (gene fance). The record is from RefSeq and is a predicted model, not a curated record. Bases 88 to 1593 code for a protein of 501 amino acids. NCBI's taxonomy places the organism in Eukaryota, Metazoa, Chordata, Actinopteri, Syngnathiformes, Syngnathidae. The transcript has 11 exons. Gene Ontology annotation, biological process: interstrand cross-link repair. Gene Ontology annotation, cellular component: Fanconi anaemia nuclear complex.